GAUUGCAAUAUGUUUGUUUCAAGUUAAAAAUUAGAAACAGAUGCAUACAGUUACUUAAAUUGUUCAUCUCCUCCAUCUUAUGGUAUUCCUUUGAAGAGGCUCCUUCACUUCUUCUUUUUUACACAGGUAGUGAAUUUGACUAGUGUGUAAUGAAGGAAAAAGAGAAAAGCUUAACAAAAUAAAAAAGAAAGAAAUAUUACCACACUCAGCAAUGAGGUGUCUCAAGUUUCUGGUUGCUGCCACAAGUAAAAGAGUUGUUGUAAAACCUCGUGUUCAGUGGCUAAUAUUAACACAAGAAAUGGACCAGGUGACAAGGAUAUAACAGAGUGUCCAAAGUUGAACCCUAAAUCUCCUGUUCCAUUUGUUUAUGUGUUGCUUGAGAGUGGAGAGAGAGAAAGAGAGAGAGAGAGCCUACAUGAGUCAUUGUGUAGUUCCAAAAUGGAAUCUGAGCCACGAAAGACAAGUGCAAGUCGAAGAAGAGGAAGAAAAGAGAUCUUUUCACGUGCCUGCUGAGAAGAAUCAACACAGUACCACCACUAAACCUCUUGUCCCAUUCUACCAGCAAAUGGCAAAGCAAGGAAUUACAGAACUAACCUGGCAAAAUGGGCAACUCGCUCUGCAUGGGAUUGAUGGGCUACAGCCAACAAUCCCACCAAAGCCCACAUGGAACCGAGCCAAUGACACGUUGGAGUCCGUAGUCAAUCAAGCUAAACUCCAAACUCAAGGCCCAAACUUGAUCCAGCAAGGCGAGCCAGUGGUUCAUACUGGCCGCACCCUCGCACCCUCUGGCGCGAAUGGGAAAUGGGUUGAGAGGGGGAACAACCAAGAACCGACGGCGAGAAAAAGAACACGAUCAACUUCCGAUUAUGGUGGGAAAAAUGUCAGCACAAGCAACAACAAUAACAACAACAACAGCAAUACUAUGCAAGUCGACCACGGUGAUCACAGUGUGUGUGGAAGUGCGAGUGCAGCGUUUUGUAGGGAUAAUGAGACUACUUUGAUGACAUGGGCUUCCUUCGAUUCCCCCCGAAGCUUGAAAACUAAAUCCAUCGAUGAAGAUUCUGCUUGUCAUGUUGAAUCGGAAAAUCAAGAGGAAGAACAAGAUACAAAGCGUGUAGCGAAUCGUUCUCAUUCAGCUAGACGAAGUCGAGCUGCUGCUAUACAUAAUCAAUCAGAACGGAGGAGGAGAGACAGAAUUAAUGAGAAGAUGAAAGCCCUGCAGAAGUUGGUGCCAAAUGCAAGCAAGACUGAUAAAGCUUCAAUGUUGGAUGAGGUAAUUGAAUACUUAAAGCAGCUUCAAGCACAAGUUCAGUUCAUGAGUGUGAGGAGUAUGCAACAGAUGAUAAUGCCUAUAGGAAUGCAGCAACAACUUCAAAUGUCGCUCCUAGCUCGUAUGGGCAUGGGGGUUGGUCUAGGCAUGGGAAUGGGGAUGCUUGACAUGAGUGGUAUGGCACGUUCAGCCCAGCAAACACUUCCUCCACUCAUCCAUCCUACAUCCGUUCCCACUACACCUCCUGCAUUUGUUCCGCCACACUUCUUGUUACCCCCUUCAAUUCCAAGGCAGGAUCCAACACAAGCCAAGCCUGCCACCAAUGGCUCUGUUGAUCCAUUUUGUGCCUUUCUAGCACAAACCAUGAAUAUGGAUAUUUACAACAAAAUGGCAGCUUUCUAUCGCCAACAAGUUAAUCAGACAACAAAUGCAAUGAGCAGCCCAACACAAUCAAACAAUAUGCAAGGAAGUUAAUGCUUUUGCUAAAGGAACUCAAAGAUUGGAUAAGAACAGGAGCACUCGCACUCAACUUUAUUUGUUGAUAAGUUCUAUGUUUAGUUGACAAGGACUGAACUUUGAAAAUAUCUGUAUUUCAUGAUUUAUUACGAGGAAUUAUUGGUAUUGGAUUAUGUAAAAACAUGAUCUUGCAUUAUUAAAUAUUAAAUUUCUCAUGGUGUAUUCAUGUUUGAAAUGAAAAGAGAAGUGAUGCCAAGAUUUUUCUA
This is a messenger RNA of Cucumis sativus (cucumber), 1992 nucleotides long. RefSeq names its product transcription factor PIF7. Lineage: Eukaryota; Viridiplantae; Streptophyta; Magnoliopsida; Cucurbitales; Cucurbitaceae. The record is from RefSeq and is a predicted model, not a curated record. Gene Ontology annotation, molecular function: protein dimerization activity. The transcript is spliced from 6 exons. The coding region runs from base 368 to 1744 and encodes 458 amino acids. Gene Ontology annotation, cellular component: nucleus.